UUGACGACCUCAACAAGAUGGCGACGCUGCAGGGCGGGCUGCUGGACCCAGAUCUCGGAGUGCCGGAACCAGACCACGGGGUGCUGGAACCAGACCUCGGGGUGCUGAGUCCCGCGCUGCUGGCGCAGCUGCGAGACUUCAAGGUUCAGAGUCGGAUUGCCAACGAAAAGUAUCUCAGGACCCACAAAGAAGUAGAGUUGCUCAUAAGUAGUUUUUUCAGAGAAAUGUUAUUGAAAAGACCGGAGAACAUCCUAGAAUUUGCUGCAGACUAUUUCACGGAUCCAAGACUUCCCAAGAAGAUUCACAUGCAGCUAAUUAAAGACAAGAACGUGGUUUAAUUAGCAAAAUCAUGAUGCUCAGCUGUUGGGAGAGACCAGCCAGAAUCCAGCCUCGGGGGUCAUCUGGAAGCAUGAGAGCCUUGUUGCCAUCAGUGUGGCUUUGCAAGCUGCCUUGGGCACUGUCUGCUGUCGCAGAGGCUUUUAAAGAUACUCGUUAAAAACAGACCUUCCUGCUC
This is a messenger RNA of Lemur catta (Ring-tailed lemur), 514 nucleotides long. It is a transcript of the gene RIIAD1, whose product is annotated as regulatory subunit of type II PKA R-subunit domain containing 1. NCBI's taxonomy places the organism in Eukaryota, Metazoa, Chordata, Mammalia, Primates, Lemuridae. The record is from RefSeq and is a predicted model, not a curated record. The transcript is spliced from 5 exons. Bases 18 to 338 code for a protein of 106 amino acids.